AAUUAUUAAUUAAAAAUGAAACCUUUUUUUUAGGUGAGAAAUGCGUUAUCCAUUCUAGCGGGAAGAAACAAACAACGGUUGGAGGACACCAACAAUGGUGUUGGUUUGUGCUUCCUCACUUUCUUCAACACUUUCACUCACAAAGUUUGUUCCUUUCACUUCUCAGAUUCCAACAACACCAUUUGGUUCCUCUUUCCUAUUCAACAACAGAUAUAAUAAUGUUCCUGUUGUUGUUCCUCUUCUUUUUGUUUGUCAUGCUAAGAAAAAAAUUGGUUUUUUUGAUCAAAUUCUUGAUUACAUUGAAGGAGGUCCUAAAUUAAGGAAAUGGUAUGGUGCACCUGAUCUCAUUGAAAAAGAUGGUACUUCCACAUCAAAUGCUGAUGCCGAUGAUUAUCCGGAAGAUGAAGUUAGGGAUGCUGUCCUGGUAACAGAUGGAGAUAGUGAGAUGGGUCAGAUGGUGAUAUUGUCAUUGAUUGUGAACAAAUCUCGAGUAAAGGCAUUGGUGAAAGAUAAACGAGUUGCACUUGAAUCCUUUGGAAGUUAUGUUGAGUCAAUGGUAGGAGAUACAAGUGACAAUCGAUUCGUCAGGAAAGCUCUACGAGGAGUUCGCACAGUUAUAUGCCCAAACGAGGGUUUUAUUUCUAGCGUUGGGAGCCUUCAAGGGGUAAAGCAUGUGAUCCUCUUAUCACAGUUGUCAGUUUAUAGUGGUAAACUUGGCAUUCAAUCUAUGAUGAAAAGCAAUGCAAAGAAAUUGGCGGAGCAAGAUGAAUCUGUAGUGAAGACCUCAGGAAUUCCUUACACCAUAAUCAGGACUGGUGAAUUACAGGAUACACCUGGUGGACAGCAAGGUUUCACCUUUGACAAGGGUUGUGCGGGUAGCGGAAGUAUAAGCAAAGAAGACGCUGCCUUUAUAUGUGUAAAAGCCUUAGAGUUUGUUCCACAAACCGGAUUCACAUUUGAAGUGGCUAAUGGAGAAAAUAAAAUUUCAGAUUGGAAAGAGUGUUUGGUCACAUUGAUGGAGAAAUCAAGUUAGCAACCUCUUCAGUGAACAUUCAUACCACGCAGUCAGAAUAUGGCUAUGUCGAUAAAUCAGAACAAAAUUUGAGUUUGUGUUUUGAAUCUGAUAUAUUUUUAUUGAAGUGAGUAGUCCAAUACUCAUUAUGUUGGUUUGUUUUUACUGCAACAAAUCCAAGUUCAUGUAUCCUGUAAGUAUUCCAUUUCUGAAAAGUGCGAUUUGCACUUUUUCUUACCUUCCUGUGAACAAAAUUAUUGUUUUCUGCAUAUGUUAAUAAGGUUAUGGUAA
This is a messenger RNA of Trifolium pratense (red clover), 1303 nucleotides long. RefSeq lists its product as uncharacterized. Gene Ontology annotation, cellular component: chloroplast. NCBI's taxonomy places the organism in Eukaryota, Viridiplantae, Streptophyta, Magnoliopsida, Fabales, Fabaceae. The transcript is spliced from 8 exons. The coding region runs from base 95 to 1033 and encodes 312 amino acids. The record is from RefSeq and is a predicted model, not a curated record.